CAGGGCGGAACCAAGCUUCAUCGCCGUGUUUCCUCCGGUAGGAGAUCUUGGUAGCACGCGGGAAACCUGUGCGAGAUGGCGGCCGACAGUCAGACCGUUUAGGACUCUUCAGCCCCGCUGUGUCUCAACCUGUCUGCCUUAAACCGUCUCUGAUCCGACCUGAGCUAUGGAGGGCGGCAAACCCAAUCUUACCCUGGUCUACCAGGCGGUCCAGGCCCUGUACCACGACCCGGACCCGUCCGGGAAGGAGCGAGCGUCGGUGUGGCUGGGGGAGCUCCAGAGAUCGAUGUAUGCGUGGGAGAUCUCAGACCAGCUGCUGCAGCUCAAACAGGAUGUGGAGUCGUGUUAUUUUGCCGCUCAGACGAUGAAGAUGAAGAUUCAAACAUCCUUCUUUGAGCUUCCCCCUGAGACCCACAAUGCACUGCGAGACUCACUGCUGACCCACAUCCAGAACCUCAAAGACCUGUCGCCAAUCAUUGUCACGCAGCUUGCUUUAGCCAUCGCAGAUCUGGCUCUUCAGAUGGCCUCGUGGAAAGGAUGCGUUCAUACGCUCAUAGAAAAGUACAACAAUGACAUCAGCUCAAUGCCCUUCCUCAUAGAGAUCCUCACUGUGUUGCCAGAGGAAGUUCACAGUCGAUCUCUACGAAUCGGAGCCAAUCGGAGGACAGAAAUCAUUGAAGAUCUGGCAUAUUAUUCUAGCACCGUGGUCACUCUGCUGACGACGUGUGUGGAGAAGACGGGGAAUGAUGAGAAGAUGUUCAUCAAGGUGUUUCGAUGUUUGGGCAGCUGGUUUAACCUAGGAGUCCUCGACAGUAACUUCAUGGCCAACAACCAGCUGCUCAUGGUCCUCUUCCAAGUCCUGCAAAGGGAUGAAACGUCCACUAACCUCCAUGAGGCAGCGUCGGACUGCGUCUGCUCAGCUCUAUACGCCAUCGAGAACGUGGACACACACAUGGCGUUAGCUCUACAGUUGUUCCAGGGUGUCCUGACGUUGGAGACAGCCUAUCACAUGGCUGUGGCCCGAGAAGACCUGGACAAAGUCCUGAACUACUGCCGGAUCUUCACCGAACUAUGUGAGACCUUCUUAGAAACCACAGUCAGGAGCCCCGGGCAGGGCAUGGGGGACCUGAGGACCCUGGAGCUGCUGUUAAUCUGUGCAGGACACCCCCAGUAUGAGGUUGUGGAGAUCUCCUUUAACUUCUGGUACCGACUUGGAGAACAUCUUUAUAAAAUAAAUGAUGCAGCUCUUCACACCAUCUUCAGACCUUACAUUCAGAGACUUCUGCACUGUUUGGCCCGACACUGUCAGCUCGACCCAGACCACGAGGGAAUCCCAGAAGACACCGAUGACUUUGGAGAGUUCAGGAUGAGAGUUUCAGACCUCGUUAAAGAUGUCAUUUUUCUCGUUGGAUCCAUGGAAUGUUUCUCUCAGGUAGCUUUUGUCUGUCAGUUGUAUUCCACGUUGAAAGAAGGGAGCCCAUCCUGGGAGGUGACGGAGGCGGUUCUUUUUAUCAUGGCUGCGAUUGCAAAGAGUGUCGACCCGGAGAACAACCCCACGCUGUCAGAGGUUCUGCAGCAGGUGGUUCUACUUCCUGAGAGUGUCCACAUGGCGGUCCGCUACACGAGCAUCGAGCUGGUGGGAGAGAUGAGCGAGGUGGUGGAUAGGAACCCGCGCUUCCUUGACCCAGUUCUGAACUUCCUGAUGAAGGGUCUCAGGGAGAAGCCGUUGGCGUCAGCAGCAGCGAAGGCCAUUCACAACAUCUGUUCGGUGUGCAGGGAUCACAUGACCCAACACUUCCAGGGUCUGCUCGACAUCGCCCGAGCCCUGGACUCCUUCGCCCUGUCCACCGAGGCUGCCGUGGGGCUGCUUAAAGGUACGGCUCUGGUCCUGGCUCGUCUUCCCCUGGAGAAGAUUGCAGAGUGUCUCAGUGACCUGUGUGCAGUUCAGGUGUUGGCGCUUAAAAAGCUUCUGGCUGAAGAAUCGACAAACGGUAAAUCAGCCGAUCCCACCGUGUGGCUCGACAGACUGGCUGUUAUCUUCAGACACACAAACCCCAUAGUGGAGAACGGACAGACACACCCAUGCCAGAAAGUCAUACAGGAGAUCUGGCCCGUUCUCUCUGAGACUCUGAACACUCAUCAGGCCGACAAUCGGAUCGUGGAGCGAUGCUGCCGCUGUCUAAGGUUUGCUGUGCGAUGUGUUGGGAAAGGCUCCGCCUCCUUGCUGCAGCCACUCGUCACUCAGAUGGUGAGUGUGUACCAGCUGUAUCCACACUCCUGCUUCCUGUACCUGGGCAGCAUCCUGGUGGACGAGUACGGGAUGGAGGAGGGCUGCAGGCAAGGUCUACUCGACAUGUUACAGGCUCUGUGUAUGCCAACCUUCCAGUUGUUGGAGCAGCAGAACGGUCUGAGGAAUCAUCCGGAUACGGUGGAUGAUCUGUUCAGGCUGGCCACCAGGUUUGUUCAAAGGAGUCCGGUGACGCUUCUCAGUAGCAGCGUCAUUGUUCACAUCAUCCAGUGCGCCAUUGCCGCUGCCUCAUUGGACCAUCGAGACGCCAACUGCAGCGUCAUGAAGUUCGUGAGAGACCUGAUCCACACAGGGGUCGCCAACGAUCACGAGGAGGACUUUGAGCUGAGGAAACAGCUGAUUGGCCAGGCCAUGGAGCAACACGGGCAGCAACUCAUCAGUCAGCUGAUGCACUCGUGUUGUUUCUGUUUGCCACCGUACACACUGCCCGACGUCGCCGAGGUGCUGUGGGAGGUCAUGGUGUUUGACAGACCUACGUUCUGUCGCUGGUUGGAGAACGCUCUGAAAGGUUUACCAAAAGAAACGAGCGGGGGAGCCGUGACUGUCACACACAAACAGCUGACUGACUUCCACAAACAGGUCACCAGUGCUGAGGAAUGUAAGCAGGUGUGCUGGGCCAUCAGAGAGUUCACACGACUGUUUCGAUAGCUGCAAAUGACAAACAACACAGGUUAAAUCUUUUGUUGACCAACUUUCAGAGGUGACGGCAAAAAGCUGCGACUGCAGACCUGGAUCCAAAGGGACGACUAAGAUGAAGAUGAAGAUGAAAAAGAUCAGGACGGAAAGACUUUGAAUGUGAAACAGGAAGAAUCACUCUGAAAGACAGAGUAAGGAGUACUUGGACUGAUUGAGUCUCCACCCCUGACCCCUGACCUCACCUGCAGCAGGUGUCAGGCGGUUGGGGUCAGGUCCUGCAGGUGGGCGGAGUUUACUGAGUGAACUGGUGUGGAUCAGUGCUGUUGGAUCUUCAUCAGUACUCUACUGUAGGACGUGCCUGGUCAACAAUUUUUAAGAGAUUUAUUUUUCGGACUAUGGUCGAGAUGUAUUUUGUCCGUGCCAUAUAAAGAGCCAAAAGAUUUCCCAUGAUGCUCUUGGCUGAACGACUGCUUGUGCAGGCUGAAUGCUGGAGGAUUUGGCGUCACCUUUGACUUUUUAACUUUGUUUGAAUUUUAGUUGUUUUUCCUCAAAGUGAGACCGCGUGAACUCUGAGAAAGGAGACGGAGGGACUGACACCAUGACAUCAUUGGUGAUGUAGCCUUGUUGUAAACAAUAAAAAAACAACUCAAACAACAA
This is a messenger RNA of Notolabrus celidotus (New Zealand spotty), 3601 nucleotides long. RefSeq names its product transportin 3 (gene tnpo3). Gene Ontology annotation, cellular component: cytoplasm; nuclear membrane. Gene Ontology annotation, molecular function: small GTPase binding. Lineage: Eukaryota; Metazoa; Chordata; Actinopteri; Labriformes; Labridae. Bases 167 to 2956 code for a protein of 929 amino acids. The record is from RefSeq and is a predicted model, not a curated record. The transcript has 23 exons. Gene Ontology annotation, biological process: protein import into nucleus.